AUGACAUCUGUCCGUGCAGGUGUGGAUCUGAAGUUAGAAGCACUUUCCGGCGAUGAGUAUUGUCACGACGCUAACGCUAGUUUAGAUCUUCACAAGUCGGCAGCGUGGGAUGUGAGACGACGCGACACGACUGCAGAGAGCGCACAGCCGGCGGAAGAAACGUGGAGCGAAGACCAAAACAACGCUGGAACAUCUUCGCCUGAGGAACGACUGGAGGAGUCACUAGGGGGCAGCACUGAGAAGGAACACCUGACCUCAUCUAGACAGUUUGCAUGUGACGUUAAUAGUACUACCUCCAGCCAGCGGGGUGCUAGUGAGACACCAGGAGAGGAGGAAGCUGUGGGACUGAGGAAGAACGCAGAGAGGAAAACCAGCCUGGAAGCUGCAGUGACAUCAGGGGAAAAAAAGGAAACAGCCAGGGCAGAAGAAGAAGGACACAUUCAACCCAGGAAGAAGAAAGAUGGACAUUCGAUGGAACCAGAGAAAGAAAAACGUGACGCUCACCCGAAGGGUGACGACGGGAACGAGAAGUACGCCCGGGAACCUUCUACUCCACAUCCUCCUCUGCAGAAGAAGAAGAGCCGUGGAUGGGAAGCAGCCAGCAGAGAGACGAGGAGAACAAAGGAGGAGAAAGAAGGGAAGAAGAUUCAGAAGGAAGAGUCCACUGGAAGGCGAAGACGGAAGGCAAAGCUCCAACUCAAAGAACUGGAAUCUCAUGCUAGCGUUCCCUCACAUGAAGAACAAGCGGAAGAUCAGGAGAAAGAGUAGAAAGUGACAACCAAGCAGGAAACAAAAGAAGAUCCUUACUUAAAAUCACCUGGAAGUCCUUCUGAAAAACCAGAAGUGAAAACGGAAUCCUUGGUAGAAGAAGAAGACCCGGAUGGUCAGUCCGGGGGAAACCCACGCAGCAGCGGUGGUGUCCUCAGGUCGUCUCCAUCUUCAUCCUCGGGCCGCCAUGCCAGGAGCUCGCUGAGGUCUUCCUGUGAGGGGAG
Entelurus aequoreus (snake pipefish) is the source of this 992-nucleotide messenger RNA. Its product is annotated as cyclic nucleotide-gated cation channel beta-1-like. The transcript is spliced from 6 exons. Lineage: Eukaryota; Metazoa; Chordata; Actinopteri; Syngnathiformes; Syngnathidae. The coding region runs from base 1 to 768 and encodes 255 amino acids. The record is from RefSeq and is a predicted model, not a curated record.